GUGGCAACCGAAUCAAUUAGUUCACAUCGACCCUUCCUUGUGAACAAAGCAAACAGUUCGUUUGUGAUUUCAGUAUUCGGAGGCAACCAAAUACGUUCGCGUUUCUGCCUGCCAGCAGCCAACGUUGCCCGUGACAAGGUAUUUCUCGGUCCAAUAUUUGUUCAACUUGAAGUUUCAACGUCCACUCCGUCUCCGACUUCUUCUCUUGGUUCCCCCACUUUGACCGAACCAACAUUCAUAUCAGUGCCCUGAAACCACCAAACACCUUUUCGUCUCGUUCCCCUCUGUCAGCAUUCAAACGAAUCGACAGGUCAUGGCGCAGUUCUCUGGGCCUUGACAACCUGCAACAUUACUUACUACCUACCUACCUCUACCACGCAUACCUCCCACGCACUCGGCAACUUUGUGAUCUGCGCUUGCCAUCCAUCGCUAUAAUGAGGUCCCCGCACCCUAUACCACAAGCCAUCGGCGCCGGUGCCAACGCCGUAAACAGCACCACCAGCUUGACUCUGAGGCAAUGCCGGCGGCGUUUCUUUGCUUCUUCGCCCUCAUCCUCGGUUCCUUCCACAUCCCGUUAUCCAGUACAUCUUGGCGCCAUGGAGAGGAAAGAUCAGACGUGGAAUUCAAGCCGGGGCAUUACGUUUGCUGGCGAUAGUCGCGGCAGCGUUGGAUACCCGCAACUGCCAUCUUUGGCAAGAUAUCACAGCGACUCUGCGGUGUCAGCAGCCUCAAACCCGGAACCUGUUCUUCCGCCCAACCACGAUGGUGUCUUCAACUCCACAGGUGUACCUCAGGGAAAUCCUGACGCGAAUGGAACGACGUUAGACUCCCAGGGGCAGGAGUUUGUUGAUGCACAGGAAGGGCUGGAGGAACAGUUCCAACUCAUACUCGAGGAUGGGAACGUUGAGUCGAAAGAUGAGGAUGCUUCUCUCAAGCCUCCGUUUACACCACUCAGCUUCACCAUGUCCGAGGAUCUCUUCAAGGAGGCGAAGAAGGCGGCCGAGGGCACUCCAAAGUCUUACUGGACUUACAACCUCUAUCGUGGGCCCGACAAGGAUGGAAACAUGAACGAGAAGGUCAAGGUCCAUUACUGCAGAAGUGCGACCACCACUGAGAGGGUCUUGAAGCAGUACUUCAUGGAUGAGAAGAUUCUCGGUCUUGACUUGGAAUGGGAAAUCAGCGCAAAGGAGAGCCACGGCCCGAGGCAAAACGUGUCGGUUAUCCAGAUUGCUUCGGAGAAGCGUAUUGGAAUCUUUCACAUUUCGCUCUAUCCGAGGAAGGAUGAGCUUGCUUCUCCGUUACUCAAGCAAAUCAUCGAGGACGCCGAUGUUGUCAAAGCCGGUGUCUGGAUCAUGGGCGACUGCACCCGUUUGAAAACGUUCCUCGGGAUCGAAGCAAAGGGAAUUUAUGAGCUCUCUCACUUGUAUAAGCUCGUCAAGUACUCUGCUUCCGGUGAGCACAAGCUUGUCAACAGACGCCUUGUCCCGUUGGCAACAUUGGUAAAGGAGGUCCUCCAGUUGCCAAUGUUCAAAGGAGCAGUCCGGACAAGUGAAUGGUCCAAGCCCCUGAACAUGGACCAAAUCCUCUACUCAGGAUCCGACGCCUACGCCGGCGUACAGCUCUUCGCCAUGAUGGACCACCAACGAAAGCAACUUAACCCCACUCCUCCCCUCCCGUACGCCGCCGAGCUCAAGCUGCCCAUCAGGCUCGCCGCGGACGUCAUCUUCGAAGAAGCCGGCUUAUUAGACGAACAGUUUUCGGAAGUAACGGCCGCGCCUGACGCCACUCUAUCAGCCAACUACCUCUCCACUGUGGGUGACAAUAUCAACGUCGAAAUCGAAGGAGACGGGAGCACGACCCUCAGCGGCGAAGACGCUUUUGUCUCUGCCACCACCAAAACCGGCAAGAAUGGCACAAGCAAGAAAACCACCGAACCCUCAACAACAUCCACAAAACGCAAACGGACCUCCAAAGAAUCCAACGAGUCCAAAGAGUCCAAAGUACCCAAACCAAUCGACCCCCUCAUCUCCGAAGCCACCCUCUGGGCCCAGAACUACCUCCUCUCCCAUAUCUCCCGCAAACAAACCUUUGCCCCCAAAUCCCCCCUCUCCGUCGCCAACCUGCGCGCCUAUUACCUCUGGUCUCGUAAUCCGUCGAUGAACUGCGAAGCUCUGGCCGCGUUGCUCGGCAUCAAGACUAGCACGGCCGCACAAUACAUUCUGGUGGCUAUUCAGAAGGAAAAGGGUAGGCUGUCGUUUGAGCCGAAGCGGAUGAAGGAGGAGAUUUUUGGGUCUGGGGUGAUUUCGGAGGAGACGUUGAAGUUCAGGUGGCAGGGCGUGCAGAUGCUGUGUGCGUUGUAUGAGGAGGCUGAGGCGCGUGGGGUGAAUGGGACGGGGGUGAUGGAUGGGGAGGGGGUGAAGGGGAAGAGUGAGUUGGAGUUGUUGGAUGAGAUUUUUGGGCAGGAGCAGGAGCAGGAAGGUGAGGUAGAGGAGGUUGAGGGUGAGGAGGUAGAUGAGACACAGGCAGAGGUGGAGGUAAAGCCGAAGGAAGAGAGCGUGGAGGAUGUGAUGAAGGCUGCGUUGGAGGCUGGGGAUUUGGACUUUGAUGAGGAGUUGACGCUGGGCAAUAGCAGCAGUCAAGCGACGGUUGAUGAGGAAGAGGUGGAGAGGUUGAGGAAGAUGUCGAGAAGUCACUGAGCCGGCUCUCAAGCUGCUGGUCGAGUGCUGAACAAGAAAGGAAAGAUGUCGACGAUGCACCUAUACCCCGAGACCGACUUGGCUACUUUUAGACGUUGGUAGAUGAACCUUGUAUAAUCCUCAGAACAACCUGACUGGGCUCUGCAGAAGCCAUCUAGUCUAUGCUCCAGGUCAGUACAGUUUUCGCGUACAGUUUAGUUCAGAAAGAAUCUGUCACGGCUGUUCUUGGCCUCGUCCCUGCAGAUAUCACAAAAAUAUCCUGUACAGUAUUCACAUUCCAUUUUAUCUAUCCUGGGUAUAUCAUAACAACCAAGUUCUGCUGCUUCCCUUCUCUUCAUCAACAACCCCCUCUUUCCCGACCAUUUUUCUUCCUCUACUCGGCAUUCACACCCCUCCCCUUAUUAAUCUGCACCUUCUUAUCCUCACCACCGCUGAAGAUGCCCAGCUGAUCCCACACCACGCUGAACACCUUGCACCCGUCGCCCGUCACACUGCUCUUCUUCUUCUUGCCCUGCUGGCUCUCGCGAUCAAUAACGUACACGGGCUCGCUGACGCUGCCCAUGCCGCCCUCGUCCUUGGUCGCUGGCCGGACCGACCGCAAAUCCCAGAUCCGGCACGUCCCGUCGUGCGAGCCCGAAACCAGUGAGUACUCGUUCUCCGGGUUCGCCGCCAGACUGACCACCUUGUUGGCAUGCCCACGCAGCGUCAUGACGCUCGUCGCGGCCGUGCUGGUGCGCGGGUCGACGAGGGUAAUGUGUCGGGCGGAGGUGCCGCAGGCGAGAAGGGGCGCCGAGGCCGAGGAGCGCGGCAGGGCAGCGAGAGAGAGGAGCGCAUGCGAGGUUGUGAAGGUGCUGACCACGCUGGAGGUGGUCAGGUCGAUGGUCUUGACGGUAUGGUCCUGCGACACAGAGUAGGCAACGGUGCGGUCGCGGGGGUCGAAGACGGCGGCCGUGGCGGGCGCAUUGUGGAUGUUCAUAAGGGCGAGCGGGCCGCGCUGGGCGGCGGUGACGGAGGUCGCGAGCUUGCGGCGCUUGGAUGUGUGGGCGCCGGGAAGGAGCGAGGAAUCGGAGACUUCGGGCGCGGACGCCUUGGAGGUGGUCCAGAAACCGAUGGAACCGUCGGCGGAGGCAGUGAGGAUGCGCUUCGAGGCGCCGUCAACCUCGAGCGAGUCGAUCGAGGAGGUGUGGCCGUACAGUUCGAGAGUGGGCUUCAGCUCGCCGCGACGCUCGUACGACUCGCCCGACUCGGUGUACUUCCAUACGCGAACUGUGCGGUCCAUGCCGGCCGAGGCAAUCUGAGUGCUGGAGAGGAAUUUGGCAGCUUUUAUGCUGGCAGUGUGACCACCGUGGCUGCCCGAGGGCGAGGUGCCAAUCACAUUUCCAGAGGCGUCCCAUAUCCUGAGGAGACCGUCGUACGAGGCGGAGAGGAUGCGAUCUUGGCCGCGCUGAAAGUUGUCGCCGGACCAGCGGCCCGCGGGAGAAGUAGCGGAAAGAACAUCGACGGCGCUGACCCAGUCGUCGUGCUCAAAGCUGGCCUCGUAUGUUGGUGGGAUCAAACUGCGAACGUACUGAAGGGUGAUGUUGGUUUCGAGCGAGAGGCCGUUGGCGUUGAGGUACUCUUCAAGACUGCCGCGGAGGAAGCUGCCGUUAACAAGGAAGUCGAAGGGGAUCGAGUUGGUGUCGAGCAUGGACUCGGAGUUGAGAAUACGGGAGAGGCCAUAACGGCGGAUGUCGGCGGGGACAAGGAGCUGGCGCUUGCUCUCAUCGAGCUGGAUGUCCUCCUCCUGGGUGGUGAAGGUCACCCGGACCUGGGCGCCUGAUUCGGUAGGGUGGUCCAUGGCGGUGCCUGUGCUGUGAUAUUAUGUGAAUUGGGUAGUCGCUGUUCGGUAUGGGCAGGCUGAAUACUAUCAAUUGACAAGUAAAAGUCAGAUUGGCUUAGAUUACCGUGAAACAGGCGUCGUCGGGAGGAGAGUGUGGAUGUUUACUUUGC
This is a messenger RNA of Neurospora crassa OR74A, 4685 nucleotides long. RefSeq names its product 3'-5' exonuclease/helicase. Gene Ontology annotation, molecular function: 3'-5' exonuclease activity; nucleic acid binding. The record is from RefSeq and is a predicted model, not a curated record. Gene Ontology annotation, cellular component: cytoplasm; nucleus. The transcript has 2 exons. Bases 435 to 2696 code for a protein of 753 amino acids. Gene Ontology annotation, biological process: nucleobase-containing compound metabolic process. NCBI's taxonomy places the organism in Eukaryota, Fungi, Ascomycota, Sordariomycetes, Sordariales, Sordariaceae.